AUGAUUCAACGAAGUAUGAUCAUUUUGGAAAUGUCACCACCAAGAUGCAGUGAGCCACUCGAAUGCUGUUUGCAUGGAAAAGCAUGUCGCGCAAGUCAUCAGUUUGCAGAAGACGUAAAACGGAAAGAGUCGUCAACUGACUCUUACGGCUAUGAAAAUUUGGUUGAACCGAACGAGCAGAAAAAGACUCGACAAGAAGAAGCUAUCGACAGGCUCGCGAAACAUUUGAUACAUGCCGAAAAGCACGCUAGGCGUCGCCAAAAACGACGAGAGGAACGCGCUCGGCGAAGGUCAGCAAGAAGAAGAGCGGAGUACUCCGAUGGAGGACAACGUCAAAUUUCUGGUAAAGAUUCUUUGAUUAGCGGAAGCACAAAGUCAUAUAUGCAGGUGGAUGAAAGCGCAGGUUUAUCCACUCAAUUUGUAGAGGGGCGCAACCUCGAAUUUCUCCGAUCACAAGAGCAACGAAACUUACAAAAAGGAGAUACCGUCAGCCAUGGCUCUCAUGAAGGAGCAGCCGCAAGUAUCUACCUUGGAAUCUGCAAUUUCUCAGCAGCUGAAGAAUCUGUAAAAAAGAGGGCCGAUUUUAGGCUGUACCACGAAAUGCAGCAAAAUCCACUACUAGACGAACUGGAGCCUGAGUUAAAUCUGCGCCUUGUAUAUAAAACCGCAGUUGGAUCUUACAGACACUACCCAGUCGAGACUAGAAUAGCUAACGACGACACUACAUACUAUCUCGUAAACACUGGUGAAAAGAAGCUUGUGCACCAUACCAGUCUUGAUCAACUCGUCCGAUACUACCAAAUCAAUGCAAAACGUCAUCCAGAUAAUCAGGAAUACGCAGACCCAUUUCCAUGGUGGGAAGUUUCCGCCUAACAAGUAUUAAUGUACAAAAUGUUUUCUUUGUCCACACAAUCAUUGUGAUUAACGUAAAAU
Messenger RNA from Cylicocyclus nassatus, 933 nucleotides. The record is from the annotation of a GenBank genome assembly. NCBI's taxonomy places the organism in Eukaryota, Metazoa, Nematoda, Chromadorea, Rhabditida, Strongylidae.